Messenger RNA from Plasmodium yoelii, 357 nucleotides. RefSeq names its product conserved Plasmodium protein, unknown function. NCBI's taxonomy places the organism in Eukaryota, Apicomplexa, Aconoidasida, Haemosporida, Plasmodiidae. The coding region runs from base 1 to 357 and encodes 118 amino acids. The transcript is spliced from 3 exons. The record is from RefSeq and is a predicted model, not a curated record.
AUGAAACGUAUUGUAAAAACGGAAGAAAUCUUUAUGUUAAUUAAAAUAGAAAAUAUAUCAGAUAUAAAUGCUGUGAAUCAUGUGAAAUUAGCAUUUAAACAUAUUAUCCUGGACUUAUUCGGAUUAUCAAUGUUACUAAAAGUGGAUUAUAAAUUAUUCAAGUUUGGCAAUGUCAAUAAUUUCUUUGUUUUAAAAACAGACAUACGAUUUUUGAACCUCUUUCUCUACAUAAUACAACCAAACAAUACACAAAAAUUUGAAUUUAAUCUAAAGCUUUUUAAAAUUUCAAAUUUAUUAACAAAUUUAACAACCAUACCAACUAUCUCUUUAAAUAUAUACGAGCAACCUAAACACUGA